AUGAUUCAAGAGUAUGGAGGAAAUGCCCGUGAAGUCAUUGCUCGCCAAUUGGCUCAAGUUAGACUUCAAUGUAUUGCUGUUCCACCACCAAAACCAGUCGGAAAAGAAUUAACCACAGCAGAGAAACACAAACAAAAACUGGAAGAAGCUGAGAAUCCAACCAAACCAACCAUUACUUUGAAGGAUGGAGCAAUGACAAUUUCUGUUCAGUUAGGUUUGGGUGCCGCCGGUGUUCCAAGUUAUUCCUAUGUGAGUGAGACUCUGAACGCCUUGUUCGGAGUGAGUGCAUCCUAUUUUAAGCAGGUUUUGGAGGAUCGUAUUGCCAAGACUAAGGAGGAAAUCAAGAGAGAAGUCGACGAUCCAAACUUUGAUAUUGAAAUUGUUUUUGAUUGGCAAAGUUUCCAAAACGCUGGAAAUAUGGACUCUGCUUUGAAUAAUAUGGCUCGUUGGGAUUGUUGGUACUCCCUUCAAACAUUGCCUCGUGCUUUCAGAUGGGCCAAGUCCGAUUAUCCAGUCACACAUGAACGAUUGAAGAAAUCUCUCAAGAGAGUUGUGUUUUCCAAUGCCGAGGAUGACGGUGUUGAGAAGAGAUAUUGGCACAGCUAUGCCAUGUUGACCAAUGGAACAUUGGAAAUGAGAGGUGUUUACAGAGAAUAUUGGGGUUAUAUUUACAGCUACGAUGUAACACGAGCAGUUGCUUAUGGAUGCAUCCUCGACGAGGCUGAUCAAGCUUUUGAAAAUAAUGAAACUCUAGAUAAUGAGAAAUUGGACAUUUUGGUUCGUGCUGUUCGCGAAAUUUGUUCCUCUAGUGCAGUCAGAUAUGGAAACUUGAAGCCACUCAUUGAACUCUCAAAGAGAAAAUGCUUCCCUCAAUUGGACGAAAUCGAUCAAGAAGCUGUUGAAAUUUGCUUGAAAACAUACUAUAAGGAAGUCAUGUGCGAAGAGAAACAAGAAUACAACGAGGACGCACCAUUCCCAGAGACAGUCAUUAAGGCCUACUCGAUCAACAAGACUAACUUUAGAGGACAAGUACAAACUCGUCUCGCUGUUAUUACCAACAAGGCUCUUUACACAUUUGCCUUUGACUACAAGAAGAAGGAACUCAUCAAGAGAAGAGCUCACCGUUAUGUUUAUAACAACAUUUACUCCACUAGAUAUGGCCCUCUCAGAGAAGACAACAUUCAAGUGGUCGGAGGUGCUGCGGGCGCUAUUGCAAACGCUGCUCAAGACUUGAUGAAGGAUUUGUCAAACUAUGGUCUCAAGAUUUAUACCAAUAUCAUUACAUCCAUGAAGGAAAGAAUGACAGAAAAGGCCAUUUCAAAGGCAGCCAUCGGAACUGAAAAGGAACCUGUUGUUGAUAUUCCUGGUUUGCCAAAAUUCAACAGCCCUGGAUUCUUGCUUAGAACAGCUGCCACCAGUUUGUACAAAGACAAGGUUGAUACCCAAGUCAGCGUGAAUGGUCUUCCACAAGCCAAUGUGGCCCAUUCCUUGGAGGUUGCUUCUGAAAUGUUUGACACACUCUCAGAGACUGUUGAAUUGGAUCUUCCAAACUUGCCUAACAUGAAGCUAACUAAUUUGCUUCUUCAAAUUUGUGAAAUUUUGGAGCAGUACAAUGACGAUAUGGAUUUGGAAAUUCCAAGUUCUAUUACCAUCAGUUCUCUCAUCAGAAGUAUCAACCAUGCUGUCUACAACUUGGAACAAUCUGGUAAAACACCUACUCGAAUUUGA
Messenger RNA from Naegleria fowleri, 1728 nucleotides. RefSeq lists its product as uncharacterized. NCBI's taxonomy places the organism in Eukaryota, Heterolobosea, Eutetramitea, Acrasida, Naegleriidae. The transcript is spliced from 4 exons. The record is from RefSeq and is a predicted model, not a curated record. The coding region runs from base 1 to 1728 and encodes 575 amino acids.